GGAAGACGAGAAUCCGGCUCACUCACCAGAACGUCGCCUAUGUAGUCUCCUCGUCCAACAGGAAAUAUGCAAUUAUCCAGAGGCAGUUUUUCCCAUAGCUUCGGCGUCGCCAUGGGACCAGCAUUGCUAUUGGCUGCGGCCGUUUUCCUGGGGACUUGCAGCACCCACGCCGCGGUCUCCGAUGAGCUGACGUGGUGGAACAUCGAGAGGUUCCUCAGGGAAUUUGUGAAUGAAGGUCUUGGAGCCAACAAGCUGCAGGAUUACUUAGACAACGAAUUUGAGUGGAAGAACCGAGAAGUGGAUGGCAGGGAGACACUAAACAAGAUCAGAAGCAGUGCUGUGACUCUUUUUCAAGCGACGAUCAACAAUUUACGGAAUUUGAAAGCGACUGUUGAAGCAGUGUACACAGACUGGCCCGCCUUCACCCGUCAAAAUAUAUCCGACAGCGAAUUCUGCUGUGGGACGGAUGAGCCUCCUCGCACCGGUUGCGCGGUCCUGGCCACGCGACUCGACCCAGGGGCUGCCGUCCGCGCUGUGAGGCCGCCGGACCCCGUUUUAAGGCAACUGCAGAGAAUACCCAAGUUUACGACCAAAACCAGCACUAUAUCGCCCUCGAGGAUGGAAGUCUGUUCAUGCAUCCUCCCAAAUCCAAGGACAAGCUAUAUUUCUACACGCAGUCCAAGUCUCCCGAGCCAAGAAGCGUGGUGGUGGUCGUGGACGGCGGGAUGGAGCGGAUCGCUGCUGGAACACGCCGUUAACAAGGUCUACAACGAACUCUCGCCCAUAGAUCGAGUGAGAGCAGGAAUUGACAAUUCACCACAACGCAUCCUCCACUUCAGCAACGACCGCAGUGUCUCGUCCAAGGCAUCCCGAUCGCUCGUUAGCGGCUCCUGCAGGCUAGUCCACUGCACAUUGCCUUCUGCGCCUCCUACGGUUUCCAUCACGGCCUUUGCGCCUGGGAUAUAA
Molecule: messenger RNA, 966 nt
Organism: Penaeus vannamei (Pacific white shrimp)
Lineage: Eukaryota; Metazoa; Arthropoda; Malacostraca; Decapoda; Penaeidae
Source: RefSeq, a predicted model, not a curated record